Messenger RNA from Lachnellula hyalina, 708 nucleotides. RefSeq names its product 40S ribosomal protein (gene rps602). Gene Ontology annotation, molecular function: structural constituent of ribosome. The record is from RefSeq and is a predicted model, not a curated record. Gene Ontology annotation, biological process: translation. Bases 1 to 708 code for a protein of 235 amino acids. Gene Ontology annotation, cellular component: ribosome. The transcript has 5 exons. Lineage: Eukaryota; Fungi; Ascomycota; Leotiomycetes; Helotiales; Lachnaceae.
AUGAAGUUGCCUGCCAAUGGCAGCCAGAAGCUGGUAGAGAUCGAAGAUGAGAAGAAAUUGCGCAUCUUCAUGGACAAGAGAAUGGGCGCCGAAGUCCCAGGAGACAGCGUUGGCGACGAGUUCAAGGGCUACAUCUUCAGAAUCACCGGCGGCAACGACAAGCAAGGUUUCCCCAUGAAGCAAGGAGUCAUGCACCCUACGCGUGUCCGUCUCCUGCUCUCCGACGGCCACUCCUGCUACCGCCCCCGCCGCACUGGUGAGCGCAAGCGCAAGUCUGUCCGUGGCUGCAUCGUCGCCAUGGAUCUGUCCGUGCUGGCUCUCAGCAUCGCCAAGCAAGGCGACGCCGACAUUCCCGGCUUGACAGACGUCGUGCACCCCAAGCGUCUUGGUCCCAAGCGGGCCACCAAGAUCCGAAAGUUCUUCGGCCUCACCAAGGAUGACGAUGUCCGCAAGUUCGUUAUCCGUCGCGAGGUCCAGCCAAAGGGUGAGGGCAAGAAGCCAUACACCAAGGCCCCUAAGAUUCAGCGUCUGGUUACUCCCCAGCGUCUGCAACACAAGCGUCACCGUAUCGCCCUCAAGCGUCGUAACGCUGAGAAGACCAAGGAUGCUGCCAACGAAUACGCCGCCAUCCUCGCCAAGCGUGUCUCCGAGACCAAGGCCCACAAGGCCGAUGCCCGCAAGCGUCGUGCUUCAUCCAUGCGCAAGUAG